GGCCUCUGACCUUCCAGUUUCCCUCAGCCUGUUCUUUUCCUCUCGCCCUCCAGCCCCCCCCCAGCACCCGUAGCCAUUUUGGUUCGCUGAGAGGGUGCAUCCUGUACCCCAACACACCACCAUGGCCCACGAAUCGGAGCCGGCGCCUGAUGCAGGGCAUGUGGCUCUGCUGCCGGCAUCUGGGGGCCAGGUGUUAGUCCAUAAGCUGACGGGCGAGUUUGUUCACUUGGAGCGGCUUCCUCAACCGUGGAAGUUGCACGAGGAUGACUCUGGGAGCUGCUUCGUGCAGAGCGGGGAGACGACUGCAUGGGUGGCCAAUAAGCUUAGGUUCCCUUUGCAUCGUGGCAGUGCCGACGGUGAGUACGAUGUCGACGUCGGCAUCGGGAGCGAAAUAAAACUAGUCCCUCUGACCCAGUGGCUAAAAGGUAAGAAUGGGGACCGGGAUAUCACUAUUAAUUCGCCCCCACACGGCGACGUCAAGAUACACCUGUACGUCACCCAGCCGCCGAGACGAGGGGCAGCAGCCUGGUGGGACGUAGAGUGCCUCUAUGAACAACUUCGGCUCCGCGGGAAGAAAGCGGCCGGCAGAUGGACGGUUGCUGGGUGGCAGAAGUGGGACGAAUUCCUUCGCGAAAAAUGUGCGUUGCCCGGGCACUUGGAAAAUAAGGCGCCCCAGGGGCAACGGCACCGAGCUGCUUUUCUCGGGAUGCACAUCCUGGAGGACCACCGCUGCGCCGACUUCAGGAUGGCCAGUACGCACGGUUUGAUUGCGUUGCUUGCGAGAUGGUCCUUCGGCUCUCAGAACUUCGGCGGACUGUCCGAGGGCAAUCGGGUGUCUGCUCGCGGUUUGCUGGAGGCCCUAGUCUCAAUGUCCAGCCUCGGGGACUUCACCAUGUUCCUGGCCGACAUCAGGCUCGGGGAUGAGGGCUGGCCCGCUGGUUCGAAUGGCACCACGAUCGAGUACAGCGCUGCAAGGGGCUUGAAGCUCAGGCCACUCACGGGGAAGAGAAACCCUCUAUGUCGGGCUCUCACCCGGCUGAUGCCUCCCAGCUCCCUCGACGAGGAGGGGCACGCGCGCGUGUUGAACUUGCUGGAGGCCCUGGUCAAGACAAGUCUCGUCGACGACACCCUCACGAUGAUCUUUCAGCAGCUUGUAUGGUGGGUGGGGAAGGCCGCCGACGUCGCAGCGGUGGCCCAGGCAAACGGCGACGACGUCGUGCACGCGAGCAUCAACAGCAGGACUGGCAACAAGAUGCUCACCAAGUAUUUCAUCAGCAUUCAGGAGUCGUUCCACCGGCCCACCUUCCUGCACGUCGCGUUGGACCAAGGUACCGUCGGCAAGAAGCCGACAGUAUGCGGAGCCAUUGUGCUGCCGACAAACGUUGGCGCAUUAUUUCCCCCGAAGGUCGUCCCCUCAUUCGUCUCCGACCUCGCCGUGGCUACCGCUUGGAGCAGCCAGGCAGAGCAGGCGGCUGCGGGGAAGCAGUGGGUGGACAACGCCAGGCAAUUCCUGAGGAAACGGGCCUUGGACGACGAGGGCGCAUUCAAAGGGCCCCCGAAAAAACAGCGGAAGAAAUCAGCAGUGUGGGUUGCAUGCGUGGACCAGAUUCUCCAAUCUUGUUGCGCAGUUGGCUUGGACCACUUCCGAGUUCCAAGCACCGAUUGGCUGACGAGGGACCCUUGGACUUGGCCUUACUUGGGCAUGUGCCCUGACCAAGGCCCCGACGGUGUAUGCGGAGGCUACUACAUGCGGUACGGCGAGAACAUGAACUGCGAGAUGUUCUAUGACAUCAGCCAUGGGGUGUGGCGGGACCAGGAGAGUGCGCUGAAGGAGGUGGAGCUGCAGGCGUGGACCCACCUGGCAGUCAUAAUGCUGAAUCUGCUGCACUCGCCGUGGGGGUCUGAGGCGCGAUACUGCGCGAUCUCGGAGUCCUCCAAAGAGUACGCGGCGCAUGCGACCUGCCAGUGCCCGCUCUUUCGGAGAUAUCGUGACGACCUUGUUGCUGAUUUGGACAUGUCUGAAGAGCUUGCCUCCAAGGAUCUCAAGGAACACGAGGAGUUCAAACUCAUCACAAAGAAAAUCCAGGAGCAGCCCGGCUACCACAAUAAGGGUGACAACACCAAGAUCUGCCGAUUUGCGAACGUUACCGACGUGCUGGCUGACUACGACAACCGGUGGACUUGGGCGACUGUGCGUUUGCUGCACUAUUCUUUGUCAGAGGGUUUCAUCGAUAACGUCGAUUGGGCGGCCCUGUUUAAAGUCUCGCCGUCAGGCGGUGGAACUGAUGGUUCGGAAGGUGGGAAACUGGGAGUCGCGAAAUCGAACGAACUGGUAAAAAAAUACAGGGCUGCUUUGAAAAGCAACGUGAAGCUUGCCCUGGCAAUGAAGUUAAAUCCAACUACCAGGGCGACCGGCCGCAUCUUAUUUACACUCGUUGGCCCGAUUCGGAAGUGGUAUGGGCAGCAGAACAAGGAAAUGCGAUCGGCCCCUGCAAUGUUAAAGUUCAUGAAAGCUGAAGUUGGGGAUCAGAAGAUGCGAGAACCACUGAUCCAGACCGUGCGGCUGUUCGAGGACAGCGAUGUUUUGGAUAAGAUUGGGCUGCAGACGCAGUUCGGCGAGCACCACGAGUGUUUUGAUGAGCACCACCCGUGGAUCGCAGACCAAGACUAUCUCGCAGACUUGGCGGUUCGAUAUUCUUUGGGCUUGGUUGCCGCUCGCUUCAAGCGAAUGGAAUACUUAACGCAUGGUUGGACUGGCCGGCAGGCGGAGUUCUUGUCAACCGACCCCGCGGUCCGAGAGAAAGCCGAGAAGGAUUUCUUUGAGGAGCAUGCUGCGUACGCGGAUGCUGAGAAGCAGACUUCUGGCUUCUGGAAAAAGAUUGUGAAACGCUCCCAGUGGAAGCUUGUCCCGACGCAGCAACUCUUGCAGAUGCUGACCAAGAAUGGCGGCAAGUCUUCGCCUGAAAUGCGCAAACACAUUGAGCAGCGCCUGUCUGGGGCUGGCCAGUCUUUGAUAAGCGAGAAUUGUUUCGGCAAGUGCAGGCGCAUGGAGAACCCGGCAGGGAACAUCCAGCAGCAACCGACCGAGUCAUUUUUCGCAAACCUCAUUAAUGAGUCUGUAGUUGGACACUUGUACAAUUACCACGAGCCCCCCUGGCGUGACAGAGUGGCCCCUAUCGGAGCCGAGGCCAUCCUGCCCAAGAGUUUGUUCAAGUGCGCGCUCAAAGAUUCGCCCGCCUGGGUAGGGCGCAUCACCACGAAACCCGACUGGUUCAGCACUACCGCGACUUACAGCAACGUUGUAUUCAGUGAUUCGUUCCUUGUGCAAGUUGCCAAAAAGAGUAAAGCUUGGGGCAAGGUCGCGUCGGGGUGCUUCUUGGCGCAGCUGGCUGGUGGCAGGCGCUUGGCACUGCGCGCCGUAGGGUCCGAUCAGUGGUAUCUCAGUUUGGGCCACCAGCACGGCGUCGUCGUUGUGGCCUGGCCUUGCAUCGCGGCCUUCAACGGGACAGUGUUGGCCUCUCUGAAGAUAGACCUGGAGAAGGCACCUUGCUUCCUAGCAGUUUACGACGAGAAGUGGAUGGCGACCACCGUGAAAUGGUGCAGCCCAGCUUCAGCAGUUGCCAUGAAGAGGGCGACGCCAGAGGCGAUGACUGAGCGCCCAGUCAUUAGCGCUCAGGUCGUGACGAAACCUCGCAAGCUCAUGGAAGAAGCAGCUCACAAUGCUUUCUGGGACAUCAGGGGCCCCGGCCUCAAGCUCAUCAUGAAACACUUCGGCCUCGAGGCGGGCAGCGACCAGAGCGACUUGGACAGGCUUCUCGCCCUGCUGCGGAAAUUCCUACCCAAGCUUACGGACGAAAAGUUGUUGGAGAUUCUGGGGGCGAGGCUGAAAACCAGCUCGCACCUUGAGGACAUGCUAAUGCUCGAAGAGACAUCUGAUUUGCUCAGUAAACAGGACCAGGAGGACUUCGACAAGAAAGUAGACACGAUGACUUUCCAGAAAAAAGUCGUAGACGAGUUUUUGACUGAUUACACAAAGCUGCGGGCCAAGAUGAAGCAUGUCAAAGUCGAGCACAAAGGCGUCGAUGGGAAUCUCGUCAAGGGCCGUUUUCCCACCGGCCCCGUCUCUCAACCGGAUGCCCAACGCCUGCUCCCGAGCCCUGUUCGCGUCUACGAGGACACGGCAAAUGGACGGUGGCAGGUUUACUGGCCAGGCCUUGGCUCUCGAAGUAGGAGCUGGCAGCUGCAUGGCCACGAGGACGGUCUGCGACAGCUGCUCCAGUGGGCGUGGUCAGAAGCCUUGUCCAGGGCAGCGCAGACCACGAAAGAUUGCCCAGUGAAAGACCUUUUCAAAAAUGUCGCAGCAGAGGGCUCGGCAGCCGCAGGCUCGAGCUCUGGCUGAUUCUUCCAUCUGCGCGUCUCGGGCAGACGGCCGCCUGCCCGUCGCAGGGGUGAGUGGCCUCCGACCGUUUCGAUGCUCAGGGGCAUCGAGUCGCGGGAUUGCCGAUGCAGUCUUGUCUGGUCUGUGCCAGCAUGCGCCGAUCCAGGAGCGAUCGAUUAUUUCGACCUUGGGCCCGUAUGGGUGCGAGGCUGCAUUGGCCGGGGUGCGAAUUCCAUCCAGGGUAAGCUGCGCGCAUGCAGCUGUGGGAUCUGGAUGGCUUGCUGCGAUCUGCCAGCGAGAUCGGGGAACUCAAAAAUCCGCCGCCGGGCCCCAUCGGCGUCCUCAGG
This is a messenger RNA of Prorocentrum cordatum, 4725 nucleotides long. The record is from the annotation of a GenBank genome assembly. Lineage: Eukaryota; Dinophyceae; Prorocentrales; Prorocentraceae.